GAAGUCUUGCUCUGCUGAGCUGGUGGGUUUUUUGCUUGUCUGGCGUUGAGCCUCGCUGUGAAGGCGUCAUGGCGCCAAAGGGAAAGGUAGGAACCAAAGGUAAAAAGCAGAUAUUUGAAGAAAACAAGGAAACCCUCAAGUUCUAUCUGCGGAUCAUCCUUGGUGCUAAUGCCAUUUAUGGAAUUGUAAAUCUUGUGUUCUUCUAUGUAACAGCCACUGUAUGGACUUGGAUUGCAUUUGUGUUCAGUUUGAUGGUCUAUGCGGCCAGUUACCGCUCAAUGAGCUCCAUGGCAAAACCUUCUUUCACGGAUGAUGGCAGCCUGGCUGAUGGUGGAAUCGACCUGAAUAUGGAGCAGGGGAUGGCAGAGCAUCUGAAGGAUGUGAUCUUGCUUACAGCUAUAGUGCAAGUCCUCAGUUGUUUCUCCCUCUAUGUGUGGUACUUCUGGCUAUUGGCUCCAGGGAGGGCGCUCUAUCUCCUGUGGGUUAACAUCCUGGGCCCUUGGCUCACUGCAGACUCUGCUGCUGCCAACCAGGAGCCCAAUGAGAAGAAGCAGCGCCGACAAGAACGCCGCCAGAUGAAGCGUUUCUAGCUGUGCUCAUGGAAAUGGAUGUUGUGUCACCCAUUGUCUCCAUGUGGCUGUUUAUCAGGGAUGUGACCUUUUUGAACCAAUCUGAAAACAUCAGGGGCUUCUACUCUCAUUUAUCCCCACCUUCCCCCGCCCACCCUGGUUCAUGGGAAUUAACUAUAAAGCUAAAUCGCUUUGGAACAGUGUAACCAAACUGAUACAGGGCUUUCAUCUGCCUUGUAACAAGGGGUGGGAACCUCUGGGGGACUGAAGAUGUGUAAAUGUCUUUAUAAAAUGUUGCUGUACUAUGAAUCUAUGGAUGGAAGUAUUACAGGAUUUGAGGAAAUGGUACAUUUUUAAAAAAAAAUCCAACAACAAACCUACAGAAUCUAUAUGCGAGUGGAGUAAUUUUAUAUGAUCAAAGUUUCAACUAUUUGCCAAAUCACUCUAGGCAGGCACAGUAUAUAAAACCAAAAUACAAAACAAGCAAUAAGCCAACCCAAUAAAAACAAUAAAACUAGAGUUCAUAAAAGAACAAAAUCAUUUCGUGAAAGAAUAAGAUUACAGGGAUGUUCAAAAGCUCACAUGUCAAGCCUGCCUUUUUAAAGGACAGUGACAGGAAACUAGUGGAAUAGAAAUAUUUCAUACAUGGUGGUCCAUUUCCCCACUUACACCAAAGAAAGACUGCAGAAUUUAGGCACAUCUCUCUCGGCAGAGAAUUGUAAAGUGCUGCGACAAAAAUAACCUGAACUGGUUUCCUGUGAAUCUGACCUUCUUCCAAGGGAGUCGAGUCCUAUCUGCAAAUCUCAGUGGGCUCAAAAGAUUCGUACACUGUAGGGGUGGCACUCCCUGGGGUAGAUUGACACCGGGUGGCUGCAUAGAGCUUUAGAGGCUAAACCAUAGAGCCACAAAGCCUAAUUUCCCAACGGGGUCUCGAUAGGAAGUAUCACAACUUGGAAUACUGUGAUCCAAAUCUAUUAUCGUUUGUGACAAUGAUGAUCUAGUAUUUGGCUAGGGACAGGGAAAUUUGGGAUGUGUUUUUACAUUCUGGGGAUGGUUUACACAUUCUUUGACUCAAAUCUGAUUACAGGCAGCUGAAUAGCAGGGAUGGGAAAGUCCUGUAAUGUAAUGUGUGUUUGCAAUUGCUAUGCUGCAUCAGCUUAAUAAAACAUUAGGACUUUGCUUGA
Molecule: messenger RNA, 1753 nt
Organism: Varanus komodoensis (Komodo dragon)
Lineage: Eukaryota; Metazoa; Chordata; Lepidosauria; Squamata; Varanidae
Gene: TMEM208
Product: transmembrane protein 208
Exons: 6
Coding region: 69-590 (173 amino acids)
Biological process (GO): vacuolar protein processing
Cellular component (GO): intracellular membrane-bounded organelle
Source: RefSeq, a predicted model, not a curated record